Molecule: messenger RNA, 1154 nt
Organism: Sphaerulina musiva SO2202
Lineage: Eukaryota; Fungi; Ascomycota; Dothideomycetes; Mycosphaerellales; Mycosphaerellaceae
Exons: 2
Coding region: 21-845 (274 amino acids)
Biological process (GO): post-translational protein targeting to membrane, translocation
Cellular component (GO): Sec62/Sec63 complex
Source: RefSeq, a predicted model, not a curated record
GAACGCCCUCCCCAUCCACUAUGGCCGACACCAACUCCACCUUCAACUCCUCCACAAAUGGCACAUUCAACGGGACAUUUAACGGCACGAACAGCGACUUCACCCCUCCUACGCCUCCCAACUUUUGGCUUGGACUGCUAUGGCCCAUCCUCUACAUUACAAUCCUUGUUGGUUCGCUGUCCACAUUUUCCUCACUCUACCGCAAACGCCAAAUAUCCAAAGCCGCACGCCUGGAGUCGUGGUUCCCACCCCACCGCCAACGCGACAUUUACUUGUCGCUACUGCAUCUAGAUCCGAGUGAGGAUGCUGGCGAAGACGAGAAGAAGCUGAAAUCAGUGCCCGACAAUGUGCUGAAAGCGGCGCUCUUGCAGAGAGCUGUGGAAGACAUUCAGAGGAUCGUGCAAUUAAGAUCGAGUAAGCCUGCGUUGCAAACGCUUCUGCAGAGAGGGAGCGUGGGCGACGAACUAUGGCAGAGAUUUCUGAGGGCAGAGAGGGAGAUGGAGGAGGAAGUCAAGGAUGUGGUCAAUGAGGCUAACGCUUUUGCGCCCAACUGGGGCCAGAUCAUCUUUCAAUCUGCGAACGAGAUGAAUCAGAACCGCAUACUCAAGGAACGAAUCGCUGAAUUGCAAGCCACGACACAAGCGGAGAAGGAUUGGUGGGAGAAGCGAAGGACGGGAAUCAAGGCCAACUUCUUGAAGGAACUCGAUGAGGAUGAAGCUGCCACUGCCAAGACCCAGAUCCCGCAAGGAAGCAGCGACGAAGAUGCGCCUGUACUUGUAGAGGCUGGCGGUCCUCAGGGUGCUCAAGGGAGCAUGAAAGGAAAAAAGAAGGGCGGGAAGAAGUGAAACCCUCGCUAUAGCGUGAUGAGUCAACUGGCAGUCUCCUCCUUGAAGACAAUGUCGUUCCUCGUGCGGCUCGCUGAACGGAAGCCUGGGCAAGGCCGUUGUCAGCGAUGCAAAGUAUGAAAUCUAAUGUCUGAAACUGGAAGAUAUGGCAUGCAAAUCGCGGGUCGGUACAGGUCGUGCAGAAAGUCCUCGAUGAGGAAAGUGUGAUGAAGCGUGGUUCUAGGUGUGUUCAGCAUGGAAGGAACGCUCUUGUGGUCAGGCAUAGUCGUUAGCAGGGCGUUCAGGUUCAGUUCUCGUAUUAAGAGUUGC